CAACUAUGGAUUUAACAGGUAACAUACCGGGCAACGUGAAGUAUAAGGGGGAAAAGAAAACACAAUAAUACCAUAUUCCGUGCAGACGCAACUGCUGCUAUUCUUUUAUUAAUUUUUUCGUCAUUAUUUGAUCGGGAAGGAGACGUUUCAAAUACUUUGAACACCUCCAACUGAUGCGCAAAGACGAGAAGAAACGGAGUGUGUGACGGCGAGUUACAGAGAGAGAGAGAGAGAGAGAGAGAGAGAGAGAGAGAGAGAGAGAGAGAGAGAGAGAGAGGUUAGUUUGGACCAGGUGAUAGAGCCACAUCAAACCUCCAAGGGGCUGGUGGUAAAGAUCAGUUUGCACAGGAUUCUUGUUCCGAUCAUGGUGCCAGCAGCCUGUCCCGGACCCUUUGCCAUGCUGGCUCUCGCCUUUCUCCUGGGAUGUGGCAUAGGGCUCUGUCUGGGCCAGAAUGACACCGAGCCCAUCGUUCUGGAGGGAAAGUGUCUGGUGGUGUGCGACUCCAACCCCUCUUCUGACGGAGGAGUCACCUCUUCGCUCGGGAUAUCUGUGCGUUCCGGCAGCGCCAAAGUGGCUUUUUCGGCUGUCAGAGGGACAAACCAUGAACCUUCGGAGAUGAGCAACACAUCCAUGACCAUUUAUUUUGACCAGGUCUUAGUAAACAUUGGCAAUCAUUUCGACCUAAAGGCGAGUCUGUUUACCGCGCCACGGAGAGGAAUAUACAGUUUCAGCUUUCAUGUGGUCAAGGUCUACAACAGACAAACCAUACAGGUGAACCUGAUGCAGAACGAAUACCCGGUCAUUUCUGCUUUUGCUGGGGAUCAGGAUGUCACGCGGGAGGCAGCGAGUAACGGAGUUCUACUGAUGGUGGAGCGCGAGGAUCGAGUCUAUCUCAAGUUGGAAAGAGGGAAUCUAAUGGGCGGAUGGAAAUACUCCACGUUCUCUGGAUUUUUAGUCUUUCCUCUAUAACUGAAUCGCAAAACGCGAUGUUUUCAAAAGACCAAGUUCUUUGAACAAGACUGAAAUAACACAAAACUGCAUAUGGACGCGCCCCCAGGGAGUUCCCGCCUUUUUUGGCUGUCGCGAUUGUUCUUGGAUUUUAUCAACAGGAAACAAUCCGCAACUGACAAUUACCUGGACCACUAUAUAAAUGAGAAGAUAUUUAUGACGAAGACGAACUUCAAAUCCCGAACUAGGUGUAUUUAUCAGUGCUUUAUUUUGUGUUUGUAUAGCCUUAAUGAUUCGGCUUCCGUCCAGUGAGGUGUGUGGUGUGGAGCUGCGGAAGUGCUUUAUGGCCCCAAAGCAUUUUUGCACGAAUGAAAUGGAAGAUUCCUGUUUUGUGCUGUCAAUGAUGUGUCGUUUGGAUGCUGAACAUACUGAAAAUAAGCCAAAUGUAGGCCACCUGCUAUACAGUGAUUAUUAAUAAGAAAAAAGAUCAUAUAUCAGCCAAUGGAGACGUCUUAAAAACUUUUUUUUUUUUUUUGCUAGACAUCUAAUUUCUAAAAUACAUAUUUACAUUAUGGUGUGUUCUACAUUCCGGAUAAUACGUAGCUUUGAUUGAUUUAGUGUUCAGUGACAAUGCUCACAGAUGUAAGUUGUGGAAAAAGAAAAGUCCCUAUAUAAUGUCCCGCCUAAUAAAAUAUUGUAUUGUACACAUAUUUACUCAAUCUUUUCAAUGACUAUUAACGUGGACUAUUUUGUAAGGAAUGAUAAAACUUGCGUUAACGAAUCGCGCAUGCGCAAAACUAUGCUCGACUGGGGUGCAAACUGCCACAAGGCGCUGUCCAUGGUGCUGAAGAAACACACGGACUUCAGAAAUCUUCUCAGAUGUCUCCAUACUGGAUAAUAAACAACCAUGUAUGCUGCUCUAAAUAUAUUAAUAAUGUUUUUUGCAACCUUGAAUCAUUUUCUGCUCGGCAUAAAUCCCAGAACUGUU
Messenger RNA from Danio rerio (zebrafish), 1937 nucleotides. Lineage: Eukaryota; Metazoa; Chordata; Actinopteri; Cypriniformes; Danionidae. The record is from RefSeq and is a predicted model, not a curated record.